Molecule: messenger RNA, 1445 nt
Organism: Chanos chanos (milkfish)
Lineage: Eukaryota; Metazoa; Chordata; Actinopteri; Gonorynchiformes; Chanidae
Product: acyl-coenzyme A thioesterase 9, mitochondrial-like
Exons: 15
Coding region: 57-1337 (426 amino acids)
Biological process (GO): acyl-CoA metabolic process
Cellular component (GO): mitochondrion
Molecular function (GO): fatty acyl-CoA hydrolase activity
Source: RefSeq, a predicted model, not a curated record
UAAAUCGUAUCAAACCCUUGCAUUCCUUUCGACCAGUGAUCAGACAACCCAAAACAAUGUUUUCGCAGAGACUAAGAGCACUUAGGUCAGCAUCGUCCUUGGCUUCCAGGACUUUCUCCGUGGGGUCGAUGUCUCAGCAGGGGAAAGCGCCUGAUAUGGUUGAAGUGAGGAACAGGCUGAGAGAGAUUGUGGGAGCAUCCACGAACUGGAGAGACCACCAGCAGGCCAUGGCGGAGCGGGCGUCGCUCAGUUCUCUCCUGGCGCGCAGUCAGGACGAGCUGCCUGCGAAGACGAUGAAGGACAGCUUCAUCGAGGUCCAUCUCCCCCUGGGAACCCAGCCCUCCCUCAGAGACAAGUACCUGAAUUAUCACAACAGCGUCAGGUUUGGCAGAAUUUUGGAAGAUCUGGACAGUUUAGCAGUAUUAAUCUGUUAUUCUCACACGCGGAAUGAAGCGCUGAAGAAAUCACCCCUGUCCAUCGUCACCGCCCUGGUGGACAAGAUCGACAUGAGGAAGAACAUAAUCUAUCCGGACUGUGACAUUAAGUUCACGGGUCAUGUGACGUGGGUGGGGAAGUCCUCCAUUGAAGCCAAGAUGCACAUGGCUCAGUACCACGAUGGGGCGUACAGUCCGGUUUUAGACGCUACAUUCGUCAUGGUGGCGCGAGAUCCAGAAAACAAAAGGGCAGCUUUUGUGAACCCACUGAAACUGGAGGGCCCAGAGGAAGAGAGUCUGUUUCAGCAGGGCGAGAUUAAUAAGAAGAGGCGUGUGGAGCUGAGCACUGCCUCUCUGCUCAAAGUGGCUCCAACCGCUGAGGAAAGGACUGUUAUACACAGCCUGUUCCUUAACACGCUGGACACAAAAACGGUUAGUUUUCGCAGUCGCGUUCUGCCCCCAAACUCGGUGUGGAUGGAGGACGCCAAAAUGAAAGGCUUAGAGAUCUGUCAUCCACAGGAGAGGAACAUCUUUAAUCGUAUAUUUGGUGGUUUCCUGAUGAGGAAGGCGUAUGAGCUGGGAUGGGCCAACGCCUGUGCUUAUGGAGGCUGCCGGCCGACACUCGUUGCUGUUGAUGACAUUAUGUUUCAGAAGCCUGUGGAGAUUGGCUCCCUGCUGCUGCUCUCCUCACAGGUUUGUUACACAGAGGGGAACCACAUCCAGGUCAGAGUUCACACCGAGGUGCUCGACCCUUUGACUGGGCAUCACAACACCACUAACGUGUUCCACUACACGUUCCGCGCGGAUAAAGAUGUUCCAGCCGUUGUUCCCCGGAGUUACGGAGAGUCCAUGCUGUAUCUGGACGGAAAGAGGCACUUUGACGAGACCAUGAAGGGUCACUAAGGGAACGGCCGAGAUGAAGGGUCAAAGAGAGAGAGCGAGAGAGAGAGAGAGCUUCCUGCCAAUGCCUUAACAUUAUCACGCAUUUUACCACAGAUACACACACACACA